Stylophora pistillata is the source of this 1836-nucleotide messenger RNA. Its product is annotated as terminal nucleotidyltransferase 5C. Gene Ontology annotation, biological process: mRNA stabilization. Gene Ontology annotation, molecular function: RNA binding; poly(A) RNA polymerase activity. NCBI's taxonomy places the organism in Eukaryota, Metazoa, Cnidaria, Anthozoa, Scleractinia, Pocilloporidae. The record is from RefSeq and is a predicted model, not a curated record.
UGUCGUCGGCGAACUUUUUUCAUUCGUUCGGAGAAUUUACACCGUUGGAAGGUCAAAAGCGACUCAUUCAAGGUAGAACAUUUUCUCACUAUAGUAGACGACACUACAGUAGAAAGAUACAGAUAUGGAGCUCAAAAACAACUGCCAAGUUCUCACAUUCAACCAGCUCACUCGUCUUCACAGUGUAUUAAACCAAACUGUGUUCAUUCAUGGCCGAGGAAAUUUUCCUACUCUUGAAGUUCCACUCAAAGAUUUAAUAGAGACUGUGACAGCAGGCCUUAAAGAAGAAGGAUUGAAAGUUCGAGACCUCCGAUUGAAUGGAAGUACUGCCAGCAAUAUCUUAAGUACCGAGAGCAACUGUUCGUACAAUGAUAUUGACUUGAUCUUUGGUGUGGAGAUUCGCUCUAAUUUGCACUUACAACAGAUCAAGUGUGUCGUGUUGAACUCGCUUCUAAAUUUCUUUCCCAGUGAAAUUCCGAAGGAUAGAAUGAAUAGCUGCAUCCUGAAAGAAGCGUAUGUUCAAAAGAUGGUUAAAGUGUCGACUGACAACGAUCGUUGGUCGUUAAUUUCGCUUUGGAACAAUCAAGGAAAAAACGUCGAACUGAAGUUCGUCGACUCGAUGCGUAGGCAGUUUGAAUUCUCGGUUGAUUCGUUCCAGAUUAUCCUCGAUUCCCUUCUUGGCUUCUACAAACUGUCACCAGUGCCGAUGAAGCCCAGUUUCUUCCCCACCGUUGUGGCCGAGUCGGUUUACGGCGAUAUUAAGCUUGCCCUAUAUCAUUUAGACAACAAACUGAUAGCUACCCGUAACCCGGAGGAAAUACGAGGUGGUGGUCUCCUUAAGUACUGCAAUCUUUUGGUGCGAAGUUAUAUACCAGAAAACUAUGAAGAGAUCAAGAUCCUAGAGAGAUACAUGUGUAGUCGGUUCUUUAUCGACUUCAGCGAUAUCCAUCAGCAGCAACAGAAGUUGGAGAGUUACUUGGCAAAUCAUUUCAUCGGAGACAAGCGAGCUCAAUAUGAAUAUUUGAUGGUUCUCUAUCAUAUUGUUUCUUCUUCCACUGUUUGCCUCAUGGGACACGAACGAAAACAAACCCUUCGCCUCAUAGACUUUCUCGGGAAACAGCUCCGCGGUGAAGUGAGUUAUGUGCCGAUGGUGGUGUACAGCGAUAAGACAGCACCUUACUCCUUCGUUCCUGCUUCUGGUUACAUGGUGCCUGUAUCAACCAGAAGCCAGACGUUAAGCCCGUAUUCUUAUGACAGUUUAGUUCCGUGUUUUUAAAGAACGUUUCACAAGAAGGUCACCGCAAUGAAAACUUUGAAACUGCACCUGCAAUGAACACAUGCGUCUCGUUCACGACUAGAUUCUGACUUGAUUCGACUUUGAAAGCGAGUUUAUAUUUUUAUAACGAGGGAGUAGAGUGUAGUUUAUUUUCAACGUUGUAACCCGUAGUUAUUUCUAGGUACAGUAUGAACAUACUUGUCUAUCACUGUAUUGGUGUGGGGGACAGAAAGCAAGCCUAUAAAUGUAAUUUCUUUCUUGAGAAACGGAGUCGGAAUCUCCUCACAAUCCCCAAAGAUUGUUGUGUAAAUACGCCGUUUGGAAGGGCCAAAUUUAUCAACGAGACGUUCGUGCUUAAUCUUAUUUCGCAAUUUGACACCAUAUAUUUGGGGUGAACUUGCUUUGGGAACAACGACUGAAAAGCGACCAAAAAAAUUAGCCGCCACGCUUAGUGUCUCAUGAUAAAUAAGUACUGAGUAGAAUAAGAAAGAAUCUUCCGAGAGGGGAAGUAACUUAUGGUUUUGUUCUGAAUAAAUAAAGUGUUUAUUUUUCGUUGGUUC